CGAGGCAGCUCACACCUACAUUUAACCGUAAACACACUUUGUCUGUGUCAGUUCAUCAUGGAGGCCCAGCGGUAUCCAAUCAGUGUCCGUUUAAUUGGAGUGAUGCACAAGGAGAAGAGCAAAAUGUUCAUGACCUCCGUGCUUUGGUCAGACCGUAAUGAUAUUGUAGUUUACAGGACUUAUCCGGAUUUCAAGAAAAUGCACAAACGAUUGAAGAAAGCAUUCCCACCAGCAAGUACAUUGAAAAAAUCUGACAGAAUCAUCCCCACAUUUCGAGGGGUGAACCGGGGCGGCCGGAAGAAAGGUCCCACCAGAUCUCUACUGUGCCUCAAGUUCCUGCAGAAAUAUUGUAAUGAACUUCUGAGCUGCGACCCGCGGGUCUCUCAGUCUACAGACCUCAUCCAGUUCUUCCACCCCAAAGAGCAGGACCUGCAGCCGGAGUUCGCCAAGAACAGUAUCAUGAUCAUGCCAUCAGAAGAUGAAAUCAGAAGGGACGCAGGACAGAGCAGCGUUGGUAACGUGACUCAGCCGUUCGUCACAGAGACAUACAGAUGUGUGGCGCUGUACGAGACCAAAGACACCAAGAACAAACCUUUCAAAGUGGCGGUGGACGAAAAACUAGAUGUACUCAUCAAAGACAAAGCAGGGUGGUGGCUUGUGGAGAAUGAAAGCAAGCGCAUGGCCUGGUUCCCAGCCCCCUACCUGGAGAAGCUAGAUGAUGAUGAUGAUGACUUAGGGGAUGAAGAUGACAUAGAUGGGACUUCUGAAAGAGGAAUGCUGUACAACGCAGUUAAGAGCUACAAGGCCACCAAAGAUGAUGAGAUAACCGUGGCCAUCGGUACAGUGGUGGAAGUCCUGCAGAAGUCUGACAACGGCUGGUGGCUCAUCAGAUACAAUGGUAAAGCAGGAUACAUCCCCGCCAUGUACCUGCAGCCCUACAACUACCCUCAUAUCCGCAUGACAGCCAACCAUCCAGAUCGCUGCUCCUCCCCGGGUAUGGAAUUGCAGUCCAACCAUCUCAGCCUCUCACAAGGAAAACUGCUGCGACUUCCACCUGUCAGGUCUUCCUCACCCCACCUGCUCCAACCACACACACCGCAGAGAUCCCGCUCUGUUGAAAUCCUGUCACUUCCUGCUCAGCCUGCAGCAAGCAUCACUUCCAAAGCUACCAACGUUGCCUUCUCACCUUCGACUGCAAAGCCCGCCCCUCUGCCCAGUAUCAGGGUGGAGAUGGACGGAGAAGAAGAGCAACGUGGCAUGAGCCAGAUGGGAGAUAGCGAGGGAAGUCUUGAGAGCUACAGCAGCGACUACAGCAAUGACCUCAAUUCUUCCUGGGCGAGUUCCUUGUCCUUCAACAUGACCCAAAGCUACAACGAGCAGCAGCUGCGUCCCCGCCUGUCGCCUCCCUCCAUAAUGAGCAAUCGCCUAAGCCCGACAAGCGGCCAACAGGGGAAGAUGAUCCCUAGCGUCUCUGAUCCAAACCUCUACAAGGGACCGACAACACCUAAGGUGCCACCCAGACCACGGGCCCAGGAGAUCCUCAGCCGGUGUACCACUGUCACCCGCAAGAACGCAACCAAAGGCCACCAGGGGACCACCCAAACCGAGAUAAUGAGUCGAUGAAGUUAAUAUUAGCUUUAUUUUCAUUAUUCAGGACCUUAAUCUAUUUUGUGAUGGAGUUCUGCCAUUUAGACAUGCUUGUGAACUUCACUUGGAAACAAAAACACAGCAUGUGUUCAGAAAUGUAACUGUAGAGUUGCAGAGUGGUUUAUUUACAAUGACUAAUAGCUCUUGUAUUGAGGUGAAAUUCAACAGCAAUGAAGCGGUGCCAACACGGUUUCCUUAUUGCUGAGGUUUCGAUAGAAACGUCACUUGUCGAACAGUCUUGUUAAUGUUGUUUGUACAUUUUCUGAGUACUUGUAGUCCAUCUGUCUUCAAAGAUUACGUAAAGGCCUUCAGCAAAAUCAGUAAAUAGAUUUAAAAAGAACGAUUAUUCAACUCUAAAAACUAUCUUUUUUGAAUGAUCAUUUAUUUUCCAUUCUGGAAACCUUGUUGUGCCUUAUAUGCAUUUUGCACAGAGAGAUUGAUUUGUUCUCAUGACUGCAGCGAAAGUAAAUGUUUGUCUGAAAUACCAGCGUGUGUGUGUGCUUUCCAUUUCCUGCUGAAGCAUGUUUACAGCAAACUCAACAUCAACAAUAGGAUGUGUGUAAAUUACACUGCAGUUUCACCAUGUAUAUUC
Messenger RNA from Cottoperca gobio, 2239 nucleotides. It is a transcript of the gene noxo1a, whose product is annotated as NADPH oxidase organizer 1a. Gene Ontology annotation, biological process: superoxide anion generation. Gene Ontology annotation, cellular component: cytoplasm. Lineage: Eukaryota; Metazoa; Chordata; Actinopteri; Perciformes; Bovichtidae. The coding region runs from base 58 to 1623 and encodes 521 amino acids. The transcript has 8 exons. Gene Ontology annotation, molecular function: superoxide-generating NADPH oxidase activator activity; phosphatidylinositol binding; protein binding. The record is from RefSeq and is a predicted model, not a curated record.